AUGCAGUUUAACCUUCUCAUCACCGGACUCAUCUCCGCCCUUGUCAGCACUUCCGCAGCUGCCACCCUAGAUCUGAGAGCUACGGCUCCCAAGGCACUCGCAGCCCGUACCGUUAUCGAUGAGUGUACCGAGGCCAACGACUGCUGCAUCUCGACUCGCGGAGCCUGCACCCGCCAGGCCUUUAACUGGGCCGAGAACUAUCUCACCUGCCCCUUCAUCAAGCUGUGCCCCGACCUUGGGGUUCCCUGGUCUUCUUGCGGUGCCGAUUGCUGUUCCAUCUCCACCAAAUGGGGUCGCGGAUGCCCUGGUAAAUAA
Molecule: messenger RNA, 315 nt
Organism: Colletotrichum karsti
Lineage: Eukaryota; Fungi; Ascomycota; Sordariomycetes; Glomerellales; Glomerellaceae
Exons: 3
Coding region: 1-315 (104 amino acids)
Source: RefSeq, a predicted model, not a curated record